Molecule: messenger RNA, 3168 nt
Organism: Delphinapterus leucas (beluga whale)
Lineage: Eukaryota; Metazoa; Chordata; Mammalia; Artiodactyla; Monodontidae
Gene: RDH13
Product: retinol dehydrogenase 13
Molecular function (GO): oxidoreductase activity
Source: RefSeq, a predicted model, not a curated record
GCCCGGCCUGCACUUCCCCACGUGAAUCCCAGGCAGCGCGUUCCUAGGACUGACCCCGGGCGCGCGUCUGCGGGCGGCUGCAGUGGGACCCCCCCCUCCCCCCACCAGCUCCGGCCCGUGAUGAAUCGCUACAUUCUGCCGCUGUCCGUGCUGGGCACAGCGGUGGGUGGCGCCGUGCUGCUCAAGGACUUUGUCGCCGGCGGGGCUUGUCCCAGCAAGACCACCAUUCCCGGGAAGACCGUCAUUGUGACCGGCGCCAACACGGGCAUCGGGAAACAGACGGCCUUGGAGCUGGCCAGAAGAGGAGGCGCCAUCAUUCUGGCAUGUCGAGACUUGGAGAAAUGUGAGGCAGCAGCCAAGGAGAUUCGAGGGGAGACCCUUAAUCACCACGUCAACGCCCGGCACCUGGACUUGGCCUCUCUUAAGUCCAUCCGAGAGUUUGCAGCGAAGAUCAUUGAAGAGGAGGAGCGAGUGCACAUCCUGAUCAAUAAUGCAGCUGUGAUGCGGUGCCCCCACUGGACCACCGAGGAUGGCUUUGAGAUGCAGCUUGGCGUUAACUACCUGGGUCACUUCCUUUUGACGAACUUGCUGCUGGACAAGCUGAAAGCCUCUGCUCCUUCGCGCAUCAUCAACCUCUCGUCCUUGGCCCACGUUGCUGGGCACAUAGACUUCGAGGACUUGAACUGGGAGAAGAGGAAGUAUGACACUAAGGCAGCCUACUGCCAGAGCAAGCUGGCCGUUGUCCUCUUCACCAAGGAGCUGAGCCGGCGGCUGCAAGGCACGGGUGUGACUGUCAAUGCCUUGCACCCCGGCGUGGCCAGGACAGAGCUGGGCAGACACACGGGCAUGCAUAGCUCCACCUUCUCCAGCUUCACGCUCGAAACCCCAAGGAGCACAAAUGGUGACUCACACAUCAACCUAAUCCCCGUCUACUUCUCUGAAGGCUUUGAGGUGAUUCACAAACCUAGCUACGACCUUCAGACUGAUGAAAGAUGAUAGAAACCAAUCUCAAACAAAACAAUGCAAAACAAAACCCAAAGCCACAGAAGCCCAGAGAGGAGAUGGCGCAAAGUAAUAAACAGACCCAGGAAUGCAACGUGAAAGGACAAUGCUUCGGGGGUGGGUUCUUCACAAAGGGAAAGCAAGUCAGGGUCAAAUCCUCAAACCUCACUCUGGGGCUUGGGAAUUCUGUCAGGAUGCCUUGGGCUGCUGGUGACAGGACAUACUCAAAGGAUGUAAGCUGAGCUGACUUUCACCCCAGGCAAAAGCAAGAAGGAACGCUAUUUCACAGAAGUAGAAGCCCAGGGGUGUGGCAGGCUUUGAGUUCCGGAACAUCAUCAAGAUUCCUACUGCAAGAUGACGGUCUGACAGUUACCAGUGCAACGUCAUUCCAAGGCUGGGUGUUUGUAACAGGUUGAAUGGUGGGGUGCCUCCCCCUAAAAGAUAUGUCCAAGUCCUAACUCCCAAUACCUGUGAACGGGAGCCAAUUUGGAAAAAGUUUCUUUGCCGAUGUGAUUAGGGAUCUCGAGGUGAGAUUGCCCUAGAUUAUCUGGGUGGACCCUAAAUCCAACAAGUGUCCUUAGAAGACAGAGAGAGCAGAGGAAGAAGCAAUGAGGGGAUUGAGGGCAGAGACAGGGAUGAUGGAGCCUCAAAUCGAGGAAUGGCUGGAGCCCCCAGAAGCUGCAAAGGGCAAGGAACAGAGUCUCCCCCAGAGCUUCUGGAGGGUGAGUUCCCUGCCCCGCCACUUUGAAUUUGGACUUCCGGCCUCUGGAAGUGUGAGAGAAUACAUUUAUGUGUUCUAAGUCACCAAGGUGAUGGUAUUUGUUACAGCAGCCAGAGGAAGAAACUAGUGCAGUCUCUUUGUGGGGUGGGUCGCGAGAUGACUGUCAGAGCCAAUCUGGGCCACUUGUUUUCUUGUUUUUUGCCCAGUGACGGGGAGAGAAGCAUUUCUCUUUUAUUUGUCAAAUUGGGCUCAGGUCAUGUGCUCAUCUUAGAACCCACAAAAGCCCCCCAAGGGAAAGGCAGAAGGUAACGGACUUCAAGCAGGGUUUCCCAACACCAGCGCUGCUAACACUUGGGGCCGGAUAAUUCUUUGCUGUGGGGCAGGGGUCCGUCCUGUGCGCUGUAGGAUGUCGAGCAGCAGCCCUGGUCUCUAUCCACCAGAUGCCAGUAGCCCCCACCGGCCGGGUGAGACCCCCAGAACUGUCUGCAGACAUUGCCACAUGUCCCCGAGGAGGGAAACUGGCCUUCGGUCGAGAACCACGGAUGGAGGCGGAUCUGGAUAUGUUUGCGGGUCUGUGAGCGAGCCGAGGGUGGGGUCAGGCGGAGCUAGUCACCAGCACACGGGGGCCUUGCUUGUUCUCACCUGGGCUUCAUUGGGGUGGAGUGCAGCUGACAGGCAAGGUGCUGGGAAACAGGUCGUAAUGGAAACAGUACAGGUGACUGACUCAGGGCAGCCUAUCUCCUAUGGAAGACACGCCACGAAAUCCAGAGGUCCUGAAGCUGCAGGGCAGGUGCUGCUGAAAAUCCGGCGAGGGGUCUUGUUAUCACAGUGGCAGAGCUUCCAAGGAAAUGCAGUAAGCAUUCUUGGAACCCACCUGAGACCUGGGAUUGGGUCAUUGGUGUGGACGAACCUGAAGAUCUUGAGCUGCUCAGUUUCCCUGAGAACACCCCCGUUGCUGGAGACCAGCACCCCUUGAGGGAAGGUCGUGGUUCUUCCUCAGGCAGGUGCCUCACAAGAUGACGUUCCUCAUCUCGAGGUCCGCCCCAUAAGCUGCGGCGAAUCCCGGCUCACAUGCUGGGUGCAUUGCAGGGUCUGGCUGAGGUGAACCUGGGGACCAUACCUGGGAGUGGAUUUCGGGGGAGUUAGACGGGGGAUGAAAUAUGAGACCAGCUGUGGAGAAUCCAUGUGCAGAGGGUCACUCAUCUAUAAUGAAGGUUUUAUUUAAUGUUUUGGGCUUUCUGGGUAGCUGGAGACUGUGGCAACUGCAUGAGAACGUGUCUCCCACAUAACCUCUAAAGACGGUGCAGCCCUAUAUUAAUAUCCUGAUUUCGGUGACUGCACUGUGGUUACAUACGAGAACGUCUUUGUUUGCAGGAAAACCCAUCAGGAUUUAGAUGAUGGGGCAUCAGGUCUGCAACUUAGUCUCAGACGGUUCAGGUAAAAGU